Messenger RNA from Lactuca virosa, 750 nucleotides. The record is from the annotation of a GenBank genome assembly. Lineage: Eukaryota; Viridiplantae; Streptophyta; Magnoliopsida; Asterales; Asteraceae.
AUGAUCGUGAUCUCGUGCAAUCUUCGUUUCCGUUUCAUGGAUAUGAUGGACGCCAGCGAUUUCUGGGAUGUAAUGGACACCAAUGAACUUACCAGAGAGGAGAUUGUGUUGGUGACAAGCUACCUUGUUGCUUACUGGAGGAAACAUGGAUCUGGAUCUAAAAUAAUGGCUGAUACUUUAGUAUAUGUAUCCGCAAAGCUUGAUUAUGGGACAGAGCUGAAGUAUCAUGAUGUGUAUAUGAAAUGUGGUAAUCGUAUUAUGGAUUAUUGGACCUUUUACUGUCAUGAAAAGCUAAUGCUUGAGAGACUCAAAGUAGACCCUUUAGAGCUGGAGAUGGAGGGACUCAAACUAGAGACUUCUCAGGGUACACAAACAAAUCCGCACCCCUUGAAUGUUGAUCAAGAUGAUGCCGUGUUACCCUUUCCAAGAAUACGUACAUUAUGCAAGCUGAGCGGAUACACUCUUGAGUACGCCAUGAGAAAUUUCAUUAUUUGCCAUGUAGCUGAGGCUUUUGUCCAAAAUGGAGACAACCCUAUGCUGGAUCCAGAAAGGGUAAAAAGGGUGAUCGAAACUGCGGAAAUGUGGAGAAGAAAAAAUGGGCAUGAAGUGAAAUUUUAAAAUGGCAAGUUCAUGUUAUUCUUGUUCUAUCUUUGUGAAGUCUAGAAUUGUUUCAACUCCUUGUGGUUUUUCGAUACUAGUUUGUUUGAAACUGUUGUGUUCUCUUUUUAAAUGUUGUUCAAUAUUUCAGAG